UCUGAGAAGCCCCGGAUUCUUUUGCACAACAGCAUGUUGCCCUCCAUAUAUCUCGAGAAUGUCCACGUACCAGCCCUAUCAGUGCCUCGUCUGUCAGAGUCGCUUCACCCGCCAUGAGAACCUCAAACGCCAUGCUAAACUCCACUCUGCGUCACAUCAAGCCUCUCUUCGUUGUGGCUUUUGUCAGACGACCUUCUCACGACCCGAUCUUCGCAACCGACAUAUGAAAAGAAAGCACCCGGAGCAUGAAUCGGGACGAGCUGUUCAGAGACAACGGCGCCGAGCACGCGAAGAGUAUUCGGGGUCGUCACCCGAUAGCCAUGAUGGAUUUCAACCUCAUCAUUCCGGGGAUGAAAUGAACCUGGAUCUACUCCACGAUCACGACGAACCACGCGGAAUUUCCAUGCUUCAGUCAGAAACCAUUGAUCGCAUGGUGCAAGAUGCACUAGGAACAGCCCUUCUCAAGCCAACCUACGAACUAGCGAGCCCUGUCCCCUGCACCUUUGACCAACUCAUUCCUGGGAGCGAUUGCUCACCGUUACAGAUCGCACGGGGAUGUGACCUGUUCUUCUCACAUGUUUCUCACUAUGUCCCGUUUCUACACCGACCAACAUUCGAUGCAACAAUGCUCCCUGUUCACUUGGUUCUUGCUAUCAUUUGCCUGGGCUACCAACACGGCGAAGACCCCGAGUGCGACGAUCAGCCAGGAUCAGGGGCGAGUUUAUCGACGCGGUGUUUUCGCCGAGCGCAUACCCUUACGACUGCCGACGAAGGGGGAUUGACAGGGCCCAAUACCCCCCUUAUUCAGUCCUAUUUACUUCUACAAAUCUGCGCCAUGAUGUACCUCUGCGGAGACGACUCAGCCAUCGGACUGAAAAUGCAUUCAGACAUGAUCUCGCUAGCUCGAGCAGGAGGGUUGAUGCAGCCCACGCCUCCCGAGUCUUCUGCUGCCGAGGAUCUGGAAGGCCUUUGGCGGGACUUCAUCAAAACCGAGUCACACAAGCGCACAUCCUUCGCCGUGCACCAGAUCGACGCGCUCUGGUACCAGUUCCUCUCGAUCCCGCGCUGCAUCUCCCAUUUGGAAGUCAAACACGACCUACCCUGUCCCGAAGACCAGUGGACCGCAUCGUCAGCCGCAGACUGGGCCCAUCGCCAGCUCGUCGCAAGACAUCCAGGACCCUCAGUCCCGUACCCCGAAGCUGUUCGACGAUUCCUAUCAUCCGAGACGAGCUCCAUCCCGACAUUCGACCCCUACGGCGCCGUCAACGUGGCACAGUUUCUCAUUUCAAGCGCUCGAGAGGCAUCCGGCUGGUCCACAAUGACCGGAAUGCUCAGUAUGGACCGCCUCGACGCCCUGCGAUCGUCUCUGAUUGCCCUGGGCCCGUUCAUCCGACCGCAGCCCGAGACCGGAAAGGUCAUGCACACAGCCGCAACGUGGGAGACGGCCAUGAUCGAGCUGCAUCUCUGGUCCCCAGCACAUACCGGUGGCGUUGUUGCCUCCAGCCUAGACGCAGUACUAAGCCAGUCGACCGCCCUGGCACCAUCGUACGAGUUUCUGUGGGACGUCGAGACGGCCAAAGCCAUUCAACCACACGUUGACUGGUUUCUCCGCUAUCUCGAUACAACACUAGACCCGAGCCACGAGGCGCCAUGGGCCGCGGUAUACGCGUACAAGGCGUUCCUGAUCGCCUGGCAGCUUGUGCGAGGUGGCAUUCCGGGCGCGAUGGAGGUGGCUGGGAUCCAGGAUGGCGAUGAACAGGGUGCUUUGGAAUGGGCGCGGAAUGUAUUUCGGAGACGAGAGCAAUGGCAAAUUGGGAAGUUGAUUCUUUCUAGUCUGCAGCAGCUGGAAUCUUGAUUCAACCAUACUAUGUAUGCACUAUGUAUAUUUCAACCCUCUACUACAUAUACGUCGAUGGCAUCGACGAAUCCACAUGAUGAUUCCCC
Molecule: messenger RNA, 1944 nt
Organism: Aspergillus melleus
Lineage: Eukaryota; Fungi; Ascomycota; Eurotiomycetes; Eurotiales; Aspergillaceae
Exons: 1
Coding region: 59-1855 (598 amino acids)
Biological process (GO): DNA-templated transcription; regulation of transcription by RNA polymerase II
Cellular component (GO): chromatin
Molecular function (GO): RNA polymerase II cis-regulatory region sequence-specific DNA binding; zinc ion binding; DNA-binding transcription factor activity, RNA polymerase II-specific
Source: RefSeq, a predicted model, not a curated record